AUGAAUAAAGGACGGAAUUUUGGAGCUCAAAGAAAAUUUGCCGCUGGUGCUUCUGCACCUAAUAAGUGUCAAACUCCACGAUUGGAAACUCCCACAGAAACCAGGCCUGAUCCAGAACCUAAAGUACAUUUAGUGAAGAAAUCACCAUCAGUUCUCCUGGACAGACUUACUUUUAAUGAUGUACAUAAGCAUAUUCAGCCAGUGGUGGUACUAAAACGACUACAAACAAGCCAAGUUACUAAAGCUCAGGUACACCAGACUGUGAAAUUAGCUACUUUCGCAGAUGACCGAGAAGACAGUUAUGAUUCUCAAGCAAGUGGUGAGACCUCACUAACUGAAGAUACUUCCUCAAAUGGUUACAAUGAUUUGAUCACUAUACAGCAUUGUGUUACUCCAGAUCCACAAUUCAAUAAAAGAAGUAUCUCUAUAUCUUCAACUAGUGAUGAUGAAAAACCAAUUCAAAAGAAAGCAAAGACUAGUGUUUUGGAUGAAACUGUUCAAGAAUUUUUUGGCUCUCUUAGAAUUCCACUUCGAAAAAAAAUAAAAACAAUCGUUUUAGAUGCACCUGUGUUUCGACCGACUGUUGAUGAAUUUAAGGAUCCACUUACAUACAUAGAGAAAAUAUUACCAAAAGCAUCUAAAUAUGGGUUGUGUAAAGUAAUACCACCAAAUGGAUUCACUCCACCCUGUAAUCUUGACGAGACAAUGGGCUUUACUGUUACCAAUCAAUAUGUCCAACGAAUGUUCAAACGAUAUGGCCCUGCUACAAAAGAAUUAAGUUCUAUCAAAGCCCUCUUAGCAUCACAGAAAGUGCCAUUCAAGCGCCCACCUUUAGUAAGCGGCUUGGAAGUUGACUUACCACACUUAUUCAAACUAGUGCAAAACAUGGGUGGCCUGAAGAAAGUAACAAAACUACCACAAUGGAACAAAGUGGCCGAACACUUGAAAUGUUGUAAGAACUUGAAAAAUCCUGGGCAGAAAAUAAAACAGAUUUAUGAAAAAUAUCUACUUCCAUAUGAAGUCAUGACGUCGGUAGAGAAACUAAAUUUGACAUUUCAAGUAGAGCAAUUGUGUGACAGACGAUAUUCAAAGAUGUAUAAGCGAGCAAAAAGUCCUUUGCACACACAAAAACAAAUGUUGAAGCAAUGUGACUCGACAGAUAAUGAUUCGUCUGAUGAAAUCUCAAUAAAGGAUCGGAUCAUAUAUAGUGCUCUGGCUGAGACUGAAGAUUGCAUUGUUCCCGGUCGGAAUAUGAAAAUCCAGGCAUUUGAAAAAGUAGCCGAAGUCGCUGCUGAAGCAUUUUUGUCAUCCCCAAGUCAGACAACAAGUGUGAUAGAGAAAGAAUAUUGGGACGUUGUUUUGUCAAGGACAAAGCAUGUGUGUGUUAAUGCGGCUUCAAUAGAUACAGGUGCCACGGAUUAUGGUUUUCCAAAUAAUGAUUCAGCGGACCAUUAUAAUACACAUCCAUGGAACAUGAAGCGUAUUAGUAGGAACCCAAAAAAUAUGCUAAGUUUCCUUGGUCCGGUGGUGGGAAUGACUGCGCCUACAUUGCAUUUGGGAAUGCUAUUUUCGACGAGUUGUUGGCACAGAGACCCCCAUGGCCUCCCGUGGAUCGAGUAUAUGCAUAAGGGAGUGCAGAAAGUAUGGUAUGGCAUUGAUGACACGCAAAGCGAGAAAUUUCGCAAAGCAGUUGAAAAGUUGUGCCCAGCUUUCUCCCAAAAUAAAUCUGUUUGGUUGCCAUCAGAUAUAGCGAUGAUUCCACCGAAAUUAUUACAGAGGAAUUCGGUGUCUCUUUGCCGUGUUGUGCAGAAUCCGGGCGAAUUUAUCAUAGUUUGCCCAAAAGCAUAUUCGUCUUCUAUUGCCACUGGCUACACAAUUUCCGAAAGUGUGUAUUUUGCUACGUUGUCCUGGAUUCAAAGUCUUGGUGAAACGUUUGAUACAUUAAAAAGCAGUUGUGAACCAACAAUGUUUUCUCUUGAGCAACUGUUAUUUGCUUUCGUAAAAGAUGCCCGUACGCCGCCGUCGGUUUUAACAGCUAUUGAGCCAAUAUUAAAAGAGGUUCUCGACAAGGAGAUCAAAAACAGACAGAAUUUGGAAAAAUUGGGCAUACCUAAAGAGUGGCUCAAACCAUCUAAACCGAGUGUAUCAAGUGCUUGGAAUGUAUGCGACCAAGACGAGUGCUAUAUAUGCCGGAUGACUUUAUAUUUAUCGAGGGUGCGAGGCGUUUUAGAUAGAAAUUCCGUGUUGUGUCCGGAACACGCGCUGAAGAUAUUGGCACAACCAAAGAAAAAUCAUUUGAUAAAUGAGAGUAAGCGCCUGUCGUUCAUAAUUAUGUACAGCACGAGUGAGCUUGAGGAUCUUUUGGAGUUUCUCAAAGAUCGUCUGAGGAAAAGUUAG
Molecule: messenger RNA, 2397 nt
Organism: Pieris macdunnoughi
Lineage: Eukaryota; Metazoa; Arthropoda; Insecta; Lepidoptera; Pieridae
Source: the annotation of a GenBank genome assembly